Molecule: messenger RNA, 483 nt
Organism: Microthlaspi erraticum
Lineage: Eukaryota; Viridiplantae; Streptophyta; Magnoliopsida; Brassicales; Brassicaceae
Source: the annotation of a GenBank genome assembly
AUGGUAUAUACAAGGGUUGGUGUUUGGAUACCUCAGUGUCCCCCAAAGAACUGGGAGGCUAGGUCGUGGUCUGGAGAUGGGAGACGGCCAUCAGGAGCGCUCCACUCACUGGGUUCCCUCACUCGAUCGAGCUUGCGGCUCCUCUUCUUCCUCUUCUUCAUCGAAAGUGUGUGUGGCUUCCUUGGCCUUGGUGGAGCAUGGCUAGCUCGUACUGUCCAUAGGGGUUCCAUCUACUCCGGGGAGGCUCCUGGUAAGGCGUGGGAUCGUAUUCAAAUCCCGGAUCCUCGAACUGGGGCUCCUCCAGGUCAACUCGACCGUCAGCUCGAUCGAGUUGAGUUUCCUCUGUUUGGACUCGAUCGAGUCCGGUGGUCGAGCUGGAGCGUCUGGCCUUGGAAGUCUUCCUCCUUCUCUGCGUGUUGUCUUCUCCUUCUCUCUAAGGAGUGGUGGAACUACUCCUAUGGGAGCCUUCUUCUUCUUGCUUGA